AUGGCGUCCAUUCCCUGUUCGAUCCACGCCGAGCUCUCAUCGUCUUCCUCCUUCGCCGCUGCGACGGCGGCGCCGCCAUGGGGCCGGCUCUCGCUACCGCCUUGCUCCGUUUCUUCUGGCCUGCCCUCAGCAGGGGGGCUGAGGACGCCGUUUCUAGGCCUAGCGAAGACUCCGGGAGGGCUGCGGGGCUCCUCCGGCGUGAGGGCCGAGGCAGGCCCGGGGGGCGGCGGCGGCGGUGGCGGUGGCGGUGGCUUGCUUAAGAUAUGGAGCAGUGGGAUUGCCUCCGAGAUGGGCGGCAUCUACAGCAGACUUGACGGCGCCUCGCAGGUUGGUCAGAAUGCUCCUCCCUCUCUUCGCAUCUUCCGCCGUUCUGUGAAUCCCAGAUUGCGUCGUUGCUCGUAUUUUUCUUGCCUCCUUGAGUAAUUUGAUGAGUUCCUGUGCGUUUCCGACCUCGUGGAGAAGUUCUUAGAACGAACCGAGGGACGACGGCUCGAUUUGAUGAGAAGCAGAAUCCUAACACGGGGAAUAUUAGGUUAACUGCUGGCUGUUUUUUUCCUGAUUCGUUGCGCUGUUUGAGCGGGGGAAAGUUUAGACACUCCAUGAUUCCUCCUCCUCAAGAUCACUAUGACUGCACCCUCACCUCCUCAUAAUCUAUAAACAGUUACUCUAAUAAGCUGUAAUUGGUGUGGAUGAUCAAACUCCUGAUCGCAAACGAGGUAGUUGCUGACCCUGAGACGGAGAAAAUUAGGGUAGAUUCGUUCAACCAGACGAGAAGUCAAACCCUAAGACAGAGGAUUAGGUUAGCAGCUGUUUGUUAACCUAUUCCGUACCUCUGAUUGAGUAGAGUAAAUUGCAGAGACUCGCCUCCUCAAAAUCUAUAAUCAAUUACCCCAAUAAGUUGUGACUCGUGUCGCAUGAUCGAACUCCCGAUCCCGAACGGGGUAGUUUCUAACCAUGAGACGGAGAAAAGUAGGGUUGAUGGGUUCAACUAGGUGAGAAGAAGAGCCCUAGAACAGAGGAUUAUGCCAGCAUCUGGCUGUUUUCCUCCUCCGUGCCUCUGAUUAGAGUAGAGUUAGAUUGCAGAGACUCCAUGGACAACACCCUACGUCACUGGAACUGAGACGGAGAAAAUUAGGGUAGAUGGGUUCAACAAGAUAAAAGUCAAACCCUAACACCAAUAAGCUGUAACUGGUGUGCAUGAUCAAGCUCCUGAUCUCAAACAAGACAGUUUUCGACCCAUUGAUGGCAGCCAAUUAAGGGUUAAUGGGCCCAACUAGAUAAAAAAAGUCAAACCCUAAGACAGAGGAUUAGGUUAGUAAAUGGUUAUUUCCUUCUUCUGUGCCUCUGAUUAGAGAAGAGUAAAUUCCAUAGCCUCGCCUCCUCAAAAUCUAUGAAUAAUUGCUCCAAUAAGCUGUAACCGGUGUGCAUAAUCUAUGAAAAGUCAAACCGUAAGACAGGAUUAUGUCAGCAAGUGGCCGUUUCCUUCUUCCUUGCCUCUGAUUAGAGUAGAGUACAUUCCAUAGCCUCGCCUCUAGCAAUUGCUCGAAUAAGCUGUAACCGGUGUGCAUUAUCAGGCUCCCGAUCCCAAACAAUUCAGGUUUUAACCCCAUGGCCAAACCGAAGUCAAACCCUAAGAUGGGUUCAACUAGAUAAAAAAGUCAAACCCUAAGAUGAACAAAACCGAAGUACACCAUGGCGGAGGAAGCAAAUGGCUUCCUUUUGCCCCUGCAUGAGAGGAGGAAGAUUGCCGAGAGACUCCAUGGCCAACCCUUUUCCUUAGAACCAAUACCUAAGUACACCAUUAAAUCAUCACUAGUGAACGAUCAAGCUCCUGGUGGUAGACCAGGUAAUAUCAGCAUCAGUUCCUCAACCUUCUUGCGCUUCAAGGCAAGCCGAUGUUCCUCCACUGGGGUAUGUGUCAGCCCUGCUGUUUGAGCCACACUAUCAUGUCUGAUUAUGAGAUAGUCAACGCUGAGGUGAGUUCAUAUGGCUGGAGAGAAUGAGAUUCCACUCAUGAGGAGUGAUCUAACGUACUCUCGAAUUGUGCCCGUUGACCUACCGGUUGAUGUGAUCUAACAUGGCGUUUGACCUUCUACGUGGAUUUGGAAUGUCCACAAUUUCUGGCUGGUCAAGUUAUAUAGGUUCCCCUCCAGCUUGAGAUGCAGAAAGUCAACCAAGUUUACUUUGAGAAUUCUUCGCUUCAGAAUUUCCGGUAUAGGAAAAUAACUCGGGAGAAGCCUGGAGAAUAUCUCGAGGGAAGCUUCCCUCAUGGAAUAAAUAUAUUUAUUCCAUUCUGAGACACAGUAAGUCAAGCCAGUUGACUUGUAGUGUUCUUCACUUCAGAAUUCCGGUUUUAGGAAAAUAAUUCAGGGAAAAACCGGGGGAAUAUCUUGAGGGAACUUCUUCAUGGAAUAAACAUCUUUGACUCUCCCCUCCAGCUGACACGCAACAAGUCAACCCAGUUGACUUUCAGAAUUCUGGCUUUGGGGGAAUAAUUCGAAAGAACCCAAAAUCUUCGUGGAAUAAAUAUGACUCUCCCUGACCUGCAUGCAGGUGAGACUCCCACCCACCACCACCACGACACCGGCGCGUCCUAGAGAGAGAAGAUUCAUUCCUUUGGUCAACGGCAGCGGAAGCGGCGGGCCAACCGCAGAGGAGGCAGAGGAGGCCGCCUCUUCCCCCCCACCACCCCCGGAGGCGGCAAAGCGGCCGGUCUUGACAGCAAGGGAGAAGCUGCGGGCGGCGCGGGUCCUCUCGAGGUACGCAGUGGACUCAAAGUCAUCGGCGGCGCCGCCGACGACGACGCCGGCGGCGCCGCCGCCGCGGAAGGCGGAGUUCGGGAGCAGGGUGCUGGAGGCGAUGAGGGAGACAGACGGAGGGGGGAAGAGGAGGUCGGGGCUUCCAGAAGCCCCGUCGAACCUUCUGGACGACAGCAAGCGGGGGCUCUCGAAGGGCGGGUUCAUCUUCGACUUCCCAGGGAACUCGGACCUUCUCGUCAUCGCCUUCUCCUUCGUCUUCAUCAGCACUGUCAUGUUCGCCACCACCUUCCUCGUCUGGAAGCUCGGCGCCAUCCACUUCAACGAGUACUGA
This is a messenger RNA of Spirodela intermedia, 3090 nucleotides long. The record is from the annotation of a GenBank genome assembly. NCBI's taxonomy places the organism in Eukaryota, Viridiplantae, Streptophyta, Magnoliopsida, Alismatales, Araceae.